Molecule: messenger RNA, 2386 nt
Organism: Drosophila busckii
Lineage: Eukaryota; Metazoa; Arthropoda; Insecta; Diptera; Drosophilidae
Product: frizzled-3
Exons: 2
Coding region: 218-2218 (666 amino acids)
Biological process (GO): non-canonical Wnt signaling pathway; canonical Wnt signaling pathway
Cellular component (GO): plasma membrane
Molecular function (GO): Wnt-protein binding; Wnt receptor activity
Source: RefSeq, a predicted model, not a curated record
ACGAGUGUGGACGUGCUGCUGGUCGGUCGCGCGCAGUUAAGAGACUUGAAUUUGUGAAUAUCGGCACAUAGUCGGCGUUUCUUUUUUUUUUUGCUGUUGUUGUUGAACAGUUAAUCGUUGCAAUUCUUUUUUGUUUUGAGUGCAAGUGACAAGAAAUUAAGAAAGUAAAACAAAAACAAAAAAUGUCUGGCGAUUGAGCGCGCGAAAGAGAUAGAAAAUGAUGUUACUUGGACCACGUUUGUUUAUAAUGCUGCCCAAUGCAAAUGCAAAUGCAAGUGUAACAGUUUAUGCGCUGCUGCUGCUGCUGCUACUGACGCUCUGUCGCGUCUGCGCAGGCAGCAGCAUCAACAGCAACGUUGCUGCAGUCGGCAGCGGCAGCGUUGGCAGCACAAAUGGAUUACAAUGCCAACGCAUUGCGGUUUCCGCCUGCCAGGGCUUGGGCUACAACAUGACCGCAUUGCCCAAUCUGGCUGGCCAUACCAAUCAGCUGGAGGCUGAGCUGCAGAUUGCCAAGCUAUUGCCACUGAUCGAGUCUGGAUGCAGUCGUCGAGCGCGUUUCCUGCUCUGCUCGGCGCUGUUUCCGCUCUGCAGUCCGGACGUGCCGCGUCCUGUGAGCGCUUGCAAAUCCUUUUGUGAAACGGUUAAAAGCGAAUGCGCCAGCAAUGCGCCGCCGGAGCUGAUGCAGCUGUGGCCGCAGUUUCUCAGCUGCGAGACGCUGCCACAGCCGGAGCAUCAUGAGCUGUGCAUGAAGAUUCCACAGGAGGCGGCAAGUGGCGGCAGCGACGUUGUCACUGGAGCGGGCGCAGCAAUAGCAACGCCGCCUGCUUUGGUGGAAGCAGCAACGCCAGCAGCAGCGCAGCAACAGCAGCAGCAGCAGCAGCAACAGCAGCAGCUGCACUGGUCCUGGCUGGCUUGGAAGCUGUCGGCAGCGGGCAGCGGCAAACUGACGCCGCCGGCUGCGAGCAGCGCGCUGGGCACUUCGCUCAUCAUUUGUCCGCAGAACUUUAGCGUCAAUCCGCUGAACCUGGGCGAGUGUUUGCCACAAUGUCGACGCGAUGCGUACCACAGCACGCAGCAGAAGAAGCUAACGGAGAGUCUGGUGCUGGGACUGUCCGCCGUGUGCUUUGUGCUCACGCUUUUUGCCCUGGUGACGUUCUGGGCGGAGCCGACGCGCUUUGGCUAUCCGGAGCGUCCGGUGCUGUUCCUAUGCCUUUGCUAUAAUCUCUUUAGCGUUUGCUAUUUGGAGCGCAUUGUUUUCCAUCAGGCGCGCAGCUUUAAUCUGCAGCUGGAGCUGGAGCAGCAGCAGCAGCAGCAGCAGCAGGAAAAGGAGCCAACGCCAGUUGCUGCACGCGCCGCCUGCUCAUUGACGCCGCCCUGCCUGGCCAGCUAUAUAAGCACCUCGUAUCUGAGUCUGUGCGCCGCCAGCUGGUGGCUAAUCUUUGCGCUCUGCUUCUAUCUCUCGUCGCACAAGAAGUGGAGCAGCGAGGCGCUGGAGAAGCGCUCGGGGCUGUUUCAUGUGCUCGCCUGGGUGCCGCCGCUGGCGCCGCCCAUUGCAGCGCUGCUGCUGGAGCAAGUGCAUCCCAGCGAGCUGACAGGCAUGUGCCACGCCCCUGGCUUUGUCGAAGUGCCGGCGCUGGUGCUGCUGCUGCUCGGACUCUACUUUACGCUGCGUGCCGCACGCUCCUUGCACGCGUUGCAGCAACAGCUGCCGGCGACGUUGCAGCAUCAGCGCUUCGCCCAGAUACGCAAGCGUUUCGUCAUCUUCUCGCUGCUCUACUUUGUGCCCACAGCCAUUGGCGUGCUGGCCGCCUGUCUGCUGCCCGAGAGCUAUGUGGACAGCAGUGUGCCCAGCUGCUCGACGCUGGAGGAUUGCGCGCCGCCCGCCACACUCAGCGCUUGGCCCGCCCUGCUGCGUCUCUUCUUUCAGCUGCUGGGCGGCACACUCACGGGCAUGUGGGUGUGGUCACGCAAGACCUGCGAGAGCUAUCGCAGUCGCCUGGUUCAUGGCCACUCGCCCAGCUCCUCGCUGUCGGCGGCGGCGGCGGCGGCGCAACAGAGCAAAUCCAUUGGCGCUGCCGCCGCGCUGCCCAAGAAGCAUCUCUAUGCCAGUGGCAAGUCCAUGCUGCAGCCACAUGCUGGACACAUGACUGCGCCGCUCUACGCCGGCAUCAGUUUCCACAACGUGCCCGUCUACAAUCCCAAUCAGUCUCGCGUUUAGUCGCUCCAGACUGCUGAGAGAUCUGUUGUGUAUAUAGAUAUAUGACUAUAACUUUUUGUAUAGCCCCCAUUGGCUGCCCUAGGCCCUUAAAAUGAAUUGUGUUAAUAGCUUUAAACAUUUAAACAAUUAAAGUUAGUCUUAGGCUUUAGUUGUAAAUUUAUUUGUACA